GGCAUCACCGCGCAGUCGCGAACCCUGCAGUUUGCCGCUUAUACAUUUGACACGAGCAUGAGCGACAUAUAUGGCACCUUCAUGCAGGGCGCUGUGCUCUGCGUGUGUUCUGAUUGGGACCGGCUGAACGAUCUCGCCAGGAGUAUCAGAUCUCUGAACGCGAAUUAUGUUUGCCUAACACCUACAGUUGCUGAACAGCUUGAGCCUCAAGAAGUUCCAUCGUUACGAACUCUUUGCGUAGGUGGUGAGGCAUUGACAGCUACUCUUGUUGAUAAAUGGGCGGAAAGGCUUGAUUUGAUAAAUGUCUACGGCAUUACUGAAUGCCUGGUCUGGACUUUUACAACCAAACCGAUACGACCUGGCCAAUUCUCGCGCAGCAUUGGUCGUCCGGCUUGUGGAAGAGCUUGGAUUACCGAUGUGGAGGAUCCAUCUCAGCUCCUCCCAGUUGGUGCUAUUGGAGAACUUCUCAUUGAGGGUCCCAACUUGGCUCGAGAGUACCUGAAUGACCCAAUAAAGACUGCCGAGGCCUUUAUCAGCCCUCCUCAGUGGCUACAGGAUAUGCGAGCAUUACAUCCACCGCCGGAGAGGCUUUAUCGCACCGGAGAUUUGGUCCGAUAUGCUGAGGAUGGGACGAUUGAGUUUCUAGGGCGGAAAGAUACGCAGGUCAAGUUAAACGGACAACGUGUAGAGCUCGGAGAGAUUGAGUAUCACAUGAAGAAAUUGUUACCAUUGAGCGCGCAAGUUGCGGCACACGUUCUCCCUGAUUUCCCUCCCACUCGGACAACGCUUGUUGCCUCGAUAUGUUUAAGCACGGACUCCUCGUCCAGAGAGUUGCAGGACGACUUUCACUUGGAGUCGAAUGGCUUCUCUAAUGGAAAAAUGCAUGCAGUUCAGGAUCUCAAUGCGGACUUUGAAGCGGUCGUACAGAAGUUGCGCCCAGCCUUGAUGCAGUCCCUACCAUCGUUACUUGUUCCAACAAGAUUUAUACCAGUACAACGCAUGCCACUUACAGUGUCUGGAAAGCUGGACCGCCGGAUGCUACAACAAAUAGUCACAGAAUAUCUAAGCUCAUACCCACUUGAGUCGAGCAUUCUAGGUAAUGGUCAUAUCCGAAGACCACCUUCGACGAAGGCUGAGAAGCAACUCGCAACCCUGUGGUCAACCAUCCUUGGUGUGAACUAUCAAGCCAUCAGUGCAGAUCACGAAUUUGUCCGACUGGGCGGUGACUCUGCGCAGGCCAUGAAGCUCGUCACUCUCGCUCGUAAGAGCGGUCUGCACUUGACCGUUGCAGACAUUCUUCAGCAUCAGCAGCUCUCCGAAAUGGCGAAUGUAUCCAAGCCUCUUGUAAGUAAGUCUCAGGAUAUUAUACCGCCAUUUGCUCUUCUCAAGGCCCCGGCAGAGGUACGCCAAAUAGCAGCUAAGCAGUGCGGAUUGACGGAAGAGUUAAUCCAAGACGCGUAUCCCUGCACACCACUUCAAGAGGGUCUGCUCGCUCUGUCACUCCGCCAUGAAGGAGCAUACGUAGCACAGACAGUAAUCGAGAUACCCCGUACGAUGUCUCCUGCUCUUUACAUGAAAGCCUGGGAGCAAGCCUAUCGAGAGUACGCAAUAUUGCGCACCAGGAUCAUCGAAACGGAUGAGGGGCUCGUUCAAGUUGUAAUUGACGAGGACCUGAUCUGGAAUCAUGCGGAUAAUUAUGACCGGUAUUUGCAUGAAGACAAAUCCCUACCAAUGAACGUGGGUUCUAGGCUUAACAGAUUCGCAAUAAUCCUCGACCGCGAUAGUGAAAGCUCUUGCAGCCUCUCAUGGACUGCGCAUCAUUGCACCUACGAUGGCUGGUCAGCAGCGCUGAUUGUCCAAGAAGUUAGUCGUAUAGCCGCAGGACAACAGAGCAACACCCAUACAGGCUUCAAUCAUUUCAUAAGCUAUCUGCAGGAGCAGGACGUGGAAAAGUCCGAGACGUACUGGAAAGAGCAGCUGCGAGAGGUCGAGGCACCUGUAUUUCCCACUCGUUCCAGGUCUUUACAAGGACCCGGAACUGUCCAGAGCGUGCAGCAAAGGAUAUCAAUGGCCCCCAGAGAUGUUUUUACGAGCUCUACUCUCGUUCGUGCUGCGCUUGCAAUUCUCAUCUCCAAGUACAGCAACACUGAUGAUACAGUAUUCGGCACGGUUGUUUCAGGACGUAACGCUGCGAUAGAAGGGAUAGAAACAAUCAUUGGGCCAACGUUCUCAACAGUGCCCAUUAGGAUCCAGAUUGACGAGAAUCGCAGCGUCUCGGAUUUUCUUGAACAAGUACAGAAACGGGCGCUUGAAAUGAUGCCGUAUGAGGCCCUGGGCUUGCAAAAUAUACGAAAGCUCAGCGAGGACACACAAAUCGCUUGCGACUUCCAAUGCCUCCUUAUCACUCAGCCACUUGAAGAGCAGGUAGACCUAGGUGGCAUUAAGAUCACUUAUGAAGAGCUAUCCGACGCAGGAACAUACCCAUUGACCAUUGACUGUAAAUUUGAAUCAGGCACGGCUCUAUUGAAGGCAUUCUUCGAUUCAGGAGUCCUGGAUUCCUCCUCAGCAGAACGGGUACUCCUGCAAUUAGACAGCAUCAUUCAACAACUUCGUAAUGCACCGUGGGACCAACAUCUUGGAGAAAUUGAUUUGGCGGGUACUGCAGACAAAUCUCUCAUUUGGGAAUGGAAUGCCAGCUAUCCGAGCGCUAUUGAUCGACGCGUAUGUGAAGUGAUAGAAGAGAGGUGCGCUCUAUCCCCAAGCAAAGAGGCUGUAUGCUCGUGGGACGGCAACUUCACCUACAAAGAACUGGACACUCUUUCUUCUCAUCUCAGCCAGCAUCUGGCGCAACUCGGUAUUGGGCCAGAAGUCAUUGUCCCGGUCUCUUUCGAACGAAGCAAAUGGGUUGUAGUCACAGUACUCGCGGUCAACAAAGCCGGUGGAGCCUUUGUACUCUUGAACCCCACACAUCCUAUUGAAAGACUGCAAAGCGUUGUAUCCCAAACAAACUCACCCAUAAUAUUGAGUUCCAGAGAGUGUUUAAAGCUAUCCCAAAAGCUCCUUCCGGCUGCAAUCGUUGUCGAGGAUUUCUUGAAAGCAAGGAGAAACUCGCCCAAGCCGGUCCAACAAGUUCAGGUGACAACAAAUGGGACACAUGCAAUGCAUCCUAGAUAUGCGCCAUCGGACCUCCUUUACGUGGUGUUCACAAGUGGAACGAGCGGUGCGCCAAAAGGGAUAAUGAUUGAAAACCGUUCGUUUUGCACCUACAUCGACGCUUUAGCUAGAAAGACCAAUGCACAAAGCACUUGGCGUGGUUUGGUCUCUUCGGCUUAUAGCUUUGACUCAAGUCUCGAAGAGAUGCUGAUGCCGUUGAUGAUUGGAGGAACAGUCUGUAUGCCGUCGCAACACGAGAUUUCAAACGACCUGACUGGUGCGAUGAACAGAAUGGGGGUACAUUGGGGCGUCUUCACGCCUUCCCUUGCACGGCUUAUAGACCCCAGGCAACUAAAGACCCUCACAGACCUAUACAUUGGUGGUGAGCAGAUGACAGACGCCUUGGUGCAGACAUAUGGAAGCUGCGUAAGGCUGACGAAUACGUACGGCCCAAGUGAGUGUUGCCCCACGGGCUGUGUGUCCUCGACACCUGAGCUCUAUGGCGGUCAUAUUGGCCGAGGUGUGGCAUGCCGGACGUGGAUCGUCGACCCUAUCAAUCAUGAGCGCCUGGUACCUGUAGGGUGCAUUGGCGAGCUAAUUCUUGACGGCCCGAACGUAGGUCGCGGAUACCUGAACGACGAUGAGAAGACUCGUGCAGCUUUCAUUGAUCCGCCAUCUUGGCUCCGUGCAAUGGAGCCCUCUAAUGCUGGGAAUGAUGACCAUCAGUACCCACGCAGAAUGUAUAAGACGGGUGACCUCGUACGGUACUGCUCCAACGGCACAAUAGAAUACAUUGGCCGCAAGGAUCAGCAGGUCAAGCUCUAUGGCCAGCGCAUUGAGCUGUCUGAGAUCGAACAUCAUAUCCAGUCUUGUUUGUUGGAGCCAGCAGAAGUCAUUGUUGAGGUCGCUACCCGCAAUCCAGAAUCUCAUCAGCAAAUGUUGGUGGCUUUCAUCGUCUUUUCUAGAGGCGACACGGGAAUAGAAGACACGGGUAGUAGCCCAGCUCAGGCUGAUCCACGUAUUGUUAACCUUCGCCAAGCUCUAGCGGGGCGGAUUCCCUCAUACAUGCUUCCAUCUUUGUAUCUGGAGCUUCAGAAGCUGCCGCUUACAAGCUCUGACAAAGUUGACCGGAGACAGCUCAAACAGUCGGUAUUUAACCUAACAGAGGCGGAAUUCCUGGCAGCAGCAGGCACGAGCAGGCAAAAGCGUCCACCGGAGACGGAAAUCGAACUAGAACUACAGAUUCUCUGGUCCGAGGUACUCAGAAUAGAGAAAGGCAACAUAGGAUUGGACGAUGAGUUCUUCCGUAUGGGCGGCGACUCUAUACAAGCAAUUAGACUGACAACAUUGGCUCGAAACAAAGGGUGGAGCCUCACCGUGGCUGAUAUCACGAGAUAUUACUCGUUAGAGCGUAUGUCGCAGCGCAUGAUACGUCUGGGAAUCGCUGCACAAGCCCCAUCAUCUUUUUCUUUGAUACCCGACGAACAGGAUGAAACCAUCCUGAUAAGUGAAGCAGCGAAAUGCUGUGGAGUCGAGGACUCAUCAAUCGAGGACAUUUACCCAUGCUCGCAUCUACAAGGGGGAUUAAUGGCUUUGUCUUUGAAACACCCUGGGUCUUACAUUUCCAACAAUGUCUUUGAACUCCCCCCUGACUUGGAUGUCCAUAGGCUCUCAAUUGCCUGCCACAAGCUUGUACAAAACAACCCAAUUCUGCGCACUCGUAUAGUGCACACAAAUUCAGCUUUCUACCAAGUGGUACUAAAGGAUGACUUCCAAUGGAGGGCUGAAGAGGGUUUUGAACCCAACUCGCACGCUAUUCUGUCAAAUAGCAUGGGACUUGGAGCAAGCUUAUGUCGCUUCGGAUCUACGUACGAUACUCGGACAGGUAGGCGCUUGCUGUUAUGGACAAUACACCACGCGCUAUACGACGGUUGGUCCAUGAAUCUAUUGCACAAACAGCUAGAUGAUUUGCUCCGGGGCCGUCCUCCUACGCCAACCGCGCCGUACAGUCUGUUCAUACACCACGUGAAGGAGAAAUCGGGGCAGGCGUGUUGUAUGUUUUGGAGACAAACAUUCACCGGUGCUGCCCCAGUUCACUUUCCAAGACUUCCUGGAUCGAACUAUCUCCCACAACCUAACCGGAGGCUGGAGCGCUCUCUGGAGAUUCGGCAGGAGUACGCCCCUCACGUAGGGAUAUCGAAUGUAAUAUAUGCAGCUUUGGCGAUUGUCAUAUCACGUUAUACGGAGUGCGACCAUGUGAGCCUUGGCAUAACAACUUCUGGCCGGAAAGCAGAUCUCCUGGGCAUCGAAACUAUCUCCGGCCCAACCUUCGCAACAGUGCCUGUGGUUGUGCGACUAGAUCCUUCCAAUACUAAAGAUGUGCUCUUGCACAAGAUCUUGGAUCAAUCAAUCGAGCAGACCGAGUAUGAACAAUAUGGUCUCGAACACAUCAGAGAUGCUAGCCCUGAAGCUAAAGAUGCUUGUGCAUUUCAAACGCUGGUUGUAGUGCAGCCAGUGGAGUCCAGCAACGACGACCAAGAAAAUUCCAUAUUGCGUGACAUCUCACUAGAUCAGCCUGAUAUCAACACGCACCCGCUGAAUAUUGAGUGUCAGCUGACAGCAAGCGGCCUCGUAAUGAAGGCCGGCUUCGACACACAAGUCAUAUCAGAGUUCAAUGUCUCUCAUCUUCUUUCUCAAUUCUGUCAUGUCAUGAGGCAGCUUUGCUCACUGAAUGAAUGCACUGUCAAAGAGAUCACAACGACAAGUCCGCAAGAUAUAGCUCAAAUUGCGUCCUGGAACCGCGAUCUUCCUCAGUCUGUCGAAGCCUGCGUGCAUGACUUGGUCUUGGAGAAAUGCAUAUACACGCCAGCAGCUCAGGCUGUGUGCGCAUGGGAUGGUGACCUCACAUACGCUCAGCUCGAGGAGCAUUCUCGUCUCGUUGGCUUGCAUCUGCAGCAGGAAGAGAAUCUGAUAUGCGGGGAUAUCGUCCCGCUACUAUUCGACAAGUCGUUAUGGGCCGUGGUCUCUAUGCUGGCUGUUCUCCGGGCGGGGGCUACCUGUGUAUUUUUGGAUUUGGUCAAUCACCCCCUUACUCGAAUGCAGAAGAUCUGCGAAGAGGCGAAAGCGAAAGUAAUUGUCUGCGGACCUGCACACUAUGACACCGCCUUGUCACUGGCCCCUCGAGCUUUUCCGGUGGGCCCGAAGUCUUCAGCUGCAUCGGUAGCAGAUGCAAAUAGACCCUUGCUAAGCAACGUCUGCCCCAGAGAUGCGGCUUUCAUCAUUUUUACGAGUGGGUCAACAGGGACGCCGAAAGGAAUUGUCCAUGAGCACCAGUCGUUAAGCACCAGCUAUGCAGCUCUUGGAAGUGCAAUCAACCUCAGUGACAAAUCUCGGGUGUACCAGUUUUCUGCUUUUACUUUCGAUAUGUGUGUCAUCGAAACCCUAGCAACGCUAGUGUCAGGUGGUACUGUAUGUAUCCCAUCAGAAGAAGAGCGGUUGAACGAGGUAGAGGGUUCCUUCUCGCGUUUCAAAUGUAACUGGGCAUUUUUCACGCCUUCGUUUGCUCGGCAUCUAAAGCCAGCAAAACUCUCAGGCCUCCAGACGCUUUGCCUGGGCGGCGAAGCUAUCACGCAGGGUGAUGUGGAUUUAUGGUCGCCACAUGUCAGCGAGCUGAUGACCAUAUCGGGGCCAGCUGAGACCUCACUGAGUACAGCCGGUACGCUUUUGGGUCCUCAUGGAUUGCCUUACAUCGGUAAUAUGAUUGGAGGCCUAAGCUGGAUUGCCGAAAUCACAGAUCACACAAGGCUCGCUCCAGUCGGAGUAAUUGGUGAGUUGCUUGUAGAAGGGCCAGUCUUAGCCCGAGAGUACCUCAAUCAGCCGCACCAAACAGCCAGUGCAUUUGUAGAAAUACAGGACUGGCUGUCAGACGAUCCAGUCAAGCCUCUGCGCCGGCUCUAUAAGACUGGCGACCUGGUACGGUACAAUUCUGAUGGGAGCAUGCAGAUAUUUGGGCGCAGAGACGGACAAGUUAAGAUCCGUGGACAACGUGUCGAACUCGAGGAAGUUGAGCACCUUGUCAGCAAAGUGCUAGAAUCAAAGCUGAAUGCCUCGGAUGUCUACAAAAGUGCUGUUGACGUAUUCAGUCCUGCCGAUGACCAGGAAACAACAUAUCUCGCUAUCUUCGUUGCCAUAAAACUCGAUUUAACGUCCAAUGCGAUGGAUGGACUGAGAAAUUAUGUAAUUGAGAGGCUACAGGACCACCUGCCACCUUAUAUGGUGCCAUCUUUGUUAGUACCAUUGCCAGAGAUUCCAAUGACACCAUCAAAGAAGCUCGAUCGAAAGGGACUUCGCUUGACUGCCUCAGCGAUGUCCAAGGGCGAACUGGCCAAACACAUGGGCACGCCUAGGAAGACACGAGUUCCGCCCUCGGGCCCAAUGGAAAAGACCGUUCAACGCUUGUGGUCGACAAUCUUGCACGUCAAUGCGGAUGAUAUUUCUUCUGAAGACAAGUUUCUCCAGCUUGGUGGUGACUCUAUCAGAGCCGUCUCCUUCGUCUCAUCAGCGCGGGAAGAAGGCCUAUAUGUCACUGUUGCUGAUGUCUUCCGGCAACCCAGGCUUUGCGACCUAGCAACAGUUAUGCAACAUAUGUUGACGAAUCAGGCGGGCGCCCAGUCGCCCGUGGCUACAUACCGCGCUGCUCCAAAAUGUCUUGACUCAGACUUGCUUGCUGCUAUUUGCAAAGAAGUUCCCCAAUUCGCUGAGGUCGAUUGUGCCGAUUUGCGCAGGUGCACGCCUACUCAACAGUUCAUUCUGACCGCACAUCGUUUGGGCCACGAAGUGUUCCAACCAUACAUGUCGUUCAAGGCUAGAAUGACUGAUGGGGCAAUUGAGGUCGACCGUCUGGUGCGAGCUUGGGAGCAGACGGUUGCCAAGCACUCCAUCUUGCGAACCGUUCUCGUGCCAUUUCCUAGUAAUGGCAAACAGUGGUAUCAAUUCGUCCUCGAGAAACAUCAGCCGGAGGUGCAUUACAUUAGCAGCAAUGACCAAUCUGCUUACCAGCAGGUAGGCGACCUAUUGCAGAAUUCUCGUAGGCAUCUGCCCGCCUGUCAGCUCCUCAUUGGAGAGACUAGAGAAAACAGCGUCACUUGUACGCUUCACAUUAGCCAUGCGCUCUUGGAUGGUGGUUGUGUCGAUGAGCUCUUCGAGUGUAUUGCAUCGUGCUAUUCUGGUAUCCCUUCGGCGUCUGUAGGCCCACAAUAUCGGGACUUUCAGUAUCAUCUUGAGACCAGGUCAAUCGACGACUCUAUGCAGUUCUGGUCUCACCACUUAGAAGGUCUGAUGCCUUGUCUGGUGCCAACUAAAGGUUCCGGGAUUGGUUUUAGCGAUUUCCGCUCACUGACAAUCCCCAUCCCUAGCAUGGUGCUGCUAAGACAACUGUGCCUUCAGCACGGGGUAACUAUCCCAAUUCUUAUUCAAAGCGCCUGGGCCAGCACCGUGCGUCGAUAUACGAGCAACGAUGAAGUUACUUUUGGGUAUGUCGUGUCUAAUCGAGACAUCGAGAUGGAGGGCGUAGAGAAGAUCAUCGGACCCGUUUUCGGUAUACUCGCCCACCGUCUCCAUGUGGAUGAGGGCGCGUCCACAGUGAGCAUCUUGAAGCAAUGCCACGAAAGCUUCAUCAGCUGUCUGCCCCACCGAGGUCUCUCCUACCUUGAGUACUACGAACGCCUCCAUGGUCAUCUUCCUGGACAAGAACUGUUCAAUACGGUAAUCAACCACCGCAAGUUUGCGCGUUCGACAUCGAAACAGGAGGCCAACGAUUCUCCAUUGAGUUUGAAUGUAACAACCACCAUUGAUCCUUUUGCCUAUGAUAUCUUACUUGGUAUCGACGAUGAUGACGAUAAUGAGAUAUCUGCACAGCUUGAUUACUGGGGGUCGCGCGUCACGAAUGCACAGGCGCGCGAGCUAGCCACUGCGUUUGCCUUGGAGCUUGUUGUAGCGUGCAUAGGUCCCAAGUGACAUAGAUCAAGAUCAAGAAUUGGACGACAAAUAGAAGAACGCACGCGCUGUCUUGUCUCUGGGGUCAUCCUCCUCUGUCCUUAGCGAUACAGUGACAGGAACUGGGUUUUGAUGUUGGGCGUAUGCAUGCAUUGUGAUUUUAUGGAUGCCCUGAAGAUAUCCGCUAGCACUUGCGAGCUUUAUCAGGUUGAUCUCCGCUGACUCUGAUUCUUCAUUGGGGGGCUUGAUAGCAAUGGAACAGUGGCAUAGGAGAGGAUCGUCGUCGUCUUGCAGCUGAACUUUGGUAGGACCUAAGCGAGGCCGACGACGAUUGGUCACUUCUCUAAUUUCCAUCUACCUUAUAAGCUACAAUUACGUAUAUACAGUGCAAAAGAAACUCCAGAGAACUGAAUUUAGAUCCAU
Amorphotheca resinae ATCC 22711 is the source of this 9570-nucleotide messenger RNA. RefSeq lists its product as hypothetical. The coding region runs from base 58 to 9168 and encodes 3036 amino acids. Gene Ontology annotation, molecular function: catalytic activity; phosphopantetheine binding. The transcript is spliced from 3 exons. NCBI's taxonomy places the organism in Eukaryota, Fungi, Ascomycota, Leotiomycetes, Helotiales, Amorphothecaceae. Gene Ontology annotation, biological process: secondary metabolite biosynthetic process; amino acid activation for nonribosomal peptide biosynthetic process. The record is from RefSeq and is a predicted model, not a curated record. Gene Ontology annotation, cellular component: cytoplasm.